GUUUAUCUACUCAAUAUAUCUAAUUCUCUUUCUCUACAAUAAAGAAAUUAGCAUUUUCAUUUUCUUUUUUGUCUUUGGAUUUAGAUUUAAAAUUACAAAGAAAAUAAUUAAAACAAAUUAUUUUUUUCUGUUUCCCUUGCUUUCACUCUAAUUAUGGACCCACCGCCACCACCAUUUUUUACACUUCCCACAGCUACUAUAGCCGGCGCCGCCGUCCACUCCGUCGCACCGCUAACUCAAACCUUUCCAACUGCUGCUCCUCUUCCUCCAGAACAACUGACACCAGAAGAAGCAGCUGCAGCUGCAGCAGCUCACAACCACACAGCUCAGGCAGCUACAGAUCCAACCGCCACUCAAACAUUUAACCACCCGCCGUAUGCUGACAUGAUAUAUGGAGCCAUAACGGCGUUAAAAGAAAGAGACGGGUCAAGCAAGAGAGCAAUAGCUAAGUAUAUAGAGAGCGUUUAUACAGGUCUACCUCCGACUCACUCGGCUCUGUUGACUCAUUACUUAAAACAGCUAAAAAACACGGGUCAACUCGUUUUGGUAAAAAAAUCUUAUAAACUUGCUAGAUCUGAUGAUAUCAACUUCGACAACAUUUCAUCUCCUGAUCUUAAUCUUAAUCACAAUCCUCCUCCCGCCGCUGUUUCCGCCUCCGGUGGGCCGAAAAGGGGCAGAGGUCGGCCUCCGAAGCCCAAGCCCGCCGAGCCAACUUUUGACUCCGGUGAUGCUUCUGGUGCUCUUGUAACGGUUCCUAUUUCCACUGCUCAGACUAUUGGUUCUGCUCUAGUCAACCCUCACACCGAGGAGGGGAGCAAGAGGCGUCCCGGGCGUCCCAAGAAAGUGAGCCCAGGUGGCGGUGGAGGUGCGCAGGUGGCUGCGAAGAGAAGAGGGCGGCCAUUCGGGACCAAGAAGGGUCCAGGGAGACCUAAAAGGCUACCUAAAUCUGUCGUUGUUCCUUAUGCUAACGGUACUGCUGCUGCUGCUGUUGUUUCUCCUAGACCUCGAGGCCGUCCGAGAAAAGGUACUGGUCCUGCUGCUUCUGGCUCCGUGGGUGCUGGAGCGGUUCAGGGUAAGCGACCGGGGCGGCCACCCAAGGCGGCUGUUGGUGGUGGUAAGAAGAGACCCGGUAGGCCUAGGAAGAAUGCAAAUGUAUCUUGGGGAGCAACUGAACCAUCUCAACAGCAAUCAGAAGCAUAUGGAGAUCUGAAGAUGAAACUUGAUUUUUUUCAAUCAAAAGUAAUGGAAGCUGUGGGUGUGUUAAGGCCUCAGUUGACGAUUGAAACGCCGAUGAGUGUAGUAGCUGCAAUCCAAGAAUUAGAAGGCCUCGCAUCAAUGGACAUUAAUACACCAUUAAGAGAGGAAGCUCCGCCACCGCCACCACAGGCUCAACCACAACCACUGGCUGCGCAGAAUUAGGAGAAAUGCAUGAAGAUUGUCUAUUUAAUUUAACCAUGAUAGAUGAGGAAAUUUUAAACAAUUCUUCUGUAAAGAGAAUCAAGGAUGACUAAUUCUUGUUCAUAUGAAAAAGAGGCAUGUGGUUUGAUUUUUGAACCAUGGAUUUGAGUAUAAUUGACCAAACUGGCAAA
Mercurialis annua (annual mercury) is the source of this 1589-nucleotide messenger RNA. RefSeq names its product histone H1-like. Gene Ontology annotation, biological process: nucleosome assembly; negative regulation of DNA recombination; chromosome condensation. Bases 154 to 1419 code for a protein of 421 amino acids. The record is from RefSeq and is a predicted model, not a curated record. The transcript has 4 exons. NCBI's taxonomy places the organism in Eukaryota, Viridiplantae, Streptophyta, Magnoliopsida, Malpighiales, Euphorbiaceae. Gene Ontology annotation, cellular component: nucleolus; nucleus; nucleosome. Gene Ontology annotation, molecular function: double-stranded DNA binding; structural constituent of chromatin; nucleosomal DNA binding.